Molecule: messenger RNA, 564 nt
Organism: Mangifera indica (mango)
Lineage: Eukaryota; Viridiplantae; Streptophyta; Magnoliopsida; Sapindales; Anacardiaceae
Product: mitochondrial import inner membrane translocase subunit Tim13-like
Exons: 2
Coding region: 83-346 (87 amino acids)
Source: RefSeq, a predicted model, not a curated record
UUAAUUCUAGGGUUUAUAACUGCAACACAACACAAUUCUCUUUUGUUUUCUCUCUGGAGGUUUUCAAAGGACGCGCGAGCCAAUGGAUUCGUUUUCGUCGCCGAGUGGAUCAUCGUCGCCUCAAUUCUCCUCCGGGGAUUUCAUGGAAAAGUUCAAAACUCAGCUUGCUCAGGCUUACGCUCAAGAGUUCCUUGAGACUGUAACAGGCAAGUGCUUUGAGAAGUGUAUUACUAAGCCAGGAUCAAGCUUGAGUGGCAGUGAGAGUAGUUGCGUUUCUAGGUGUGUGGAUCGCUACAUUGAGGCUACAGGUAUCAUUGGCAGAGCUCUGUUUAAUGCACCCCGCUAAUAUUUUAGUUUUUUUGGAACAAUUUUUAUGUUGCGAUUUCAUGGAGAAACUGCAAAUUAAAGAGUAGAAAUUAUAUUUGGUUUUACAAUUCCAUUCAGUAUGGGGACUAGUCAUUUCCUCUCAUUCAGUCUUCAUAUUUGUAUUUGAUUUUUCAUUGUGCAAACUUGAUGCAUUUGAGAAUUUGACAUGUUUAUGCUGAAAUUAUUGAUAUUUGAAUA